Messenger RNA from Orbilia oligospora ATCC 24927, 2790 nucleotides. RefSeq lists its product as uncharacterized. Gene Ontology annotation, molecular function: catalytic activity. Gene Ontology annotation, biological process: nucleoside metabolic process. The transcript is spliced from 3 exons. The record is from RefSeq and is a predicted model, not a curated record. NCBI's taxonomy places the organism in Eukaryota, Fungi, Ascomycota, Orbiliomycetes, Orbiliales, Orbiliaceae. The coding region runs from base 1 to 2790 and encodes 929 amino acids.
AUGGCACCUCUUAUCCGGCAAGCACAGAGGGGGUCCUCAACUCGGUCAGGUGCAACAACCCCAAGGCCACGAUCGUCGCGACCGGCUACUCCCAGCCAUAGUCUCCCAGCCGACCAGGAUCUCGUAUUAGACAAAAAUACUAUAGUUACCUUUGCUACCAGAGCGGUGGUGGUACUCAGCGAAGAAUGCAAUUCUCUGAAAAGGCAAUUUCAGUAUGACAGUUUCUUAAUCUCGCUCUCCCUAACACUGUCGCAUGUGAAGGAGCGGCUGGAUGCGGCAGAUUCUCCGACUGUGACAAGUGGCGUUAAUAUACAGUGGCCGACUUUCAAGAAGCCAAAAGUCCCUGAUAGCCAAAUAUAUCACCACCGCUUCAUUCUCGCAUUAAACGAAAACCCACAGCAUGCGCGGGAUUCCAUUAAACGCCUAGCUAAGUCUCUGAGCAACGACGCAAGCGAGGACCGAAAGAAGUUCUUAAAAACGUUUAAAGCAUUCGCUAACACUAAGAGUGAACCGCUUGAACCUGAAUUUUCAGAUCUCACCGCAUCGAACCCGAGGCUAGCGUCGAAUGAUGAGACUACCGAGUGCCUCCAGUGCCUUUACUCAAUGCUUUGCCAGACCUGCCGUUGCUCCGUUUCCAUUAGUAACAGCCAUUUCAAAGUAAACGUCGCUCCGGAUAUUGUGACGGCUCCAGCAGGCUCAGAUGGUGUCUUGAUUGAACUGUUUUUCCAACACCAACACAUUAAUAAUAACGAAGAGAAUGAAUGGAAGGAGGCUCAAAUACGGGUAUUUCUUGAGAGAUCCGACGUUGACAUCUCUACUAAGAAAUAUAAGUCCCUAGGAUUUGCGAGAAGUGGGGACAAGAUCCGAGACUUUUGUGGUCUUAUUCGAUCGCGAGAACUGGGCCGGUUGAAUCUCAGUGUCUCCAGUCGCGGCUUUUUCGACGAUGGUCUCGAAUUAGCACCUAGUAAAAGAGACCUCUCCCUCCGGACUCCGAGUAUAUCCCUUGCAGAUGUCCUAGCAUCAACUAGUCUGAGGAGUGACAACCAACGCAAACUACUUCUUUCUUACCUCCUUUCGAAAGCAGUCUGGCAGUUCUAUGAUUCGGAUUGGAUGGCUGAAGCCUGGACGAAGCAUAAUGUACACUUCAUGCGACAAUGCCUUGACAGGAUGCAACAAAAGGUCCGGUUAUAUCAUAAACCGUUUAUCUCGGCUGAUUUAGGAGUCUCCACGGCGCCGUCGAAUUAUUUAUCCCCUAAAAGGUCUCACAUUUUCCCCGAAAUCCUAGCUCUAGGGGUCAUGCUCCUAGAGAUAGAACUGGGUCAAAAUAUCGAAGACCAUUACUCAGACGACUUCCUCGAUGCGGAUGGCAAACCGCGCGAGAAUGCGGACCAUAUAACUGCUGGUAUCAUCAUUAACUCUGAAAAAUGGGGAAGUCGGUCGGCAACCUACCAAGCUGUAAAAAAGGUGAUAGAAAUCUGUGUAAAGCCCGAUAAAUGCAAACUAGGAGUUGAUCCCACUCGAGUACGGGAUAACUUGUACCAAUCCGUCGUUGCCCCGCUGAAGAAUUUAUUUACAUUGUCAUGGGCUUGCCCCGACGGAAAUCCCGAAAACUUUGACCCAGGGCCGAUUGAUCUUACACUCUUCGAUGGGCUUGCCGACAACGACACCUUCGAACCAGACAUACCGAAUAGCAGCCAAGCUACCACGGCUGGACCCCUACCCCCAGGAUUAAAUUAUUUCUCACGAUGCUCCACUCCAGGCAGACGAAACCACCUAAGCUCAGGUGGACAAUGCAGAUACAAGGAUGCUGCACAAAAGGUGCUCGGUUCUCCUAGUGUUGACGGAAAUGGGGGGUAUAGAUACACCAUCGGAUGGAUUUGCGCGAUUCCAAUCGAACUUGCUGCUGCGACUGCUUUCUUAGAUGAAUUACACGAAACACCUCCAAUGAGUCCUUUAGAAAAUGAUAUUUACAAGUUUGGUCGGAUCGGGAAUCAUAGCGUUGUUGUUGCGUGCCUACCUGCCGGGAGUUAUGGAAAUAUUUCGGCGGCGGCAGUUGGGACCAGAAUGAAAGCUCGAUUUCCGGCUCUGAGGUUCGGUUUGAUGGUCGGCAUAGGAGGCGGGAUACCCCGUGACGAACUUGGAGUAGCUGACUCUUCUACCGACCUCCACCUGGGCGACGUCGUUGUCGGCACUCCAACGGGGAGUUCUGGUGGUACAUUUCAAUACGACUUCGGAAAAACGGUAGAAGGAGGGGCAUUUAUUCACACUGGGUCGCUGAGAAAACCUCCUGACAUACUGCUUAGCGCUGUGUCAAGCAUACAAGCAAAGCACCCAAGGGCUCUGAGAGACAUUUUAAACAAGCAUGUCCUAAACGCUCAAAAAGCAGACGAUAGACUCAGUCACCCGGGACAGGGAAACGACUAUCUUUUCAAUGCUGAUUACGAGCAUAUCAAAGAUAACAUAUCCUGCAAGUUAUGCGAUACGAGCAAGCUGGUUAGUCGCCCACCGAGAAAAGAUAACAACUCUUAUGUGCAUUAUGGCGUCAUAGCAUCCGGCGGUCAAGUAGUACGGCACGGACCUACGAGGGACAAAAUAAGCCGUGAAUGCCGUGCUUUAUGUUUCGAGAUGGAGGCGGCGGGCUUAAUGAAUAUCAUCCCUUGUUUAGUCGUUCGAGGAAUAUCUGACUAUUCGGAUAGUCACAAAAACGAUCUGUGGCAGGGCUAUGCGGCGGCCUCUGCGGCGGCAUUUGCGAAGGAGCUUCUACUUGAAAUACCCCCUAUCUCGGCUUAG